UGCACAGUCCCGCAUUGUCUCACACUAGGAAGCAUUCACAACAAGUUCUCCUACGACACACGAUGGAAUCAAUCGACACAUUAACUGGCGUGAGCAGGGAUGUCAUGGUAGCAAGGCUCCGUGAGGUCGCACUCUAUGCUCACCAACAUCGCAUCACGCUCGAGAACCUGACCACUGACCAACUCGACAUCUUUCACCGCGCCCUGUCACGCACACUUGGCUCUGAACUGGCCAUAGAAACCUUUGCGCAGAUUGUCGACGGCCUACCCACCGCUGACAUUGCUUGGGACAAGCGCUAUCCCUUCAUCUUCGGUGACACCCACCCCAUUGAGGCGCACGUAACAAUCUGUCCCGGCGUGGAAGAAAAGACCCGCACCUACCUCCAGCAAUACGACCUGCACUCUCUCCUGUUCGACCCACAGGUAGUCCAGCAAUACCAAGACGCUCCCAUUGGCUCCAAAGCCUUUCAUGUCCGUCUCAUCGAGCUCGUCGCCUUAGGAUUGCAUCAGAUCGCCGUGGAUCUUUUCAAGCGGGAGGAACAUCGCUGUCACACCCAGGAAGAGAUCGACCAUGUCAACAGCUGUAGUUCAGGGCCGCGUGAAGGCACCGAUCCAGCCGUUCGUGAAGCCACGGUGCCGCCAAGGCCUACCCUCUUCAACCAUCCUUUCUAUGUCGAUCUUGACAUCUACCCUGAAGGCCUCGCGGAUAUUGUGGGGUACUGGGCUGAAGACCGCAUAAUCGGGGGUGUCGUGUUGUUCGACAGAAAGGCUGACCCGCGCGAUCCCCAGGAUCGGCCGACCAUGGGUCAGGGCGAAGGCUCGGAGGUCGCAGGCGUAGGCACAGGCGUAGGUGGACAGAACCCAACCGGAGACCCGCCCAACAUCUGGCUGCACUCCGCUCGCGACCGCGUCACAUACCGGAUAUGCCAGCUUCACGACGAACAGCAAAAGGCACUCGUGGACUACCUGCUGGCCGCGCCGGGAGACUUGAGCAACCCACUUCCUGUGCUGCCCCAUAAGGGCAACCGCAGGCGGAUCGAUCCUGACAUUGCGCACACACACUUUCUUGUGUUUAGGGAAUACUGGGAUCGGAAGCCAGCGACGCAGGAGUUAUUGGAUUUCAAUCGACGGAGGCCGCGGAACGAGGGCGACUACCCUGAGAUUCGGGAUAUGUUGCACCGUGUUAACGCCGUGGAAAAAGAGUGGAAGGAGGCCAGAGAUACCAAGAAGUUAUCUCUAACACACAGACCUCGAUCACAAUAGAUCUAGGUAUAACUUAUAGCUAAUGAUGAUAUAAUGAAUGGACUACAUACCGUUCUUUGAAA
Messenger RNA from Diaporthe batatas, 1324 nucleotides. RefSeq lists its product as uncharacterized. Bases 63 to 1262 code for a protein of 399 amino acids. The transcript has a single exon. Lineage: Eukaryota; Fungi; Ascomycota; Sordariomycetes; Diaporthales; Diaporthaceae. The record is from RefSeq and is a predicted model, not a curated record.